Messenger RNA from Pundamilia nyererei, 1209 nucleotides. RefSeq names its product coiled-coil domain-containing protein 42 homolog. The transcript has 7 exons. NCBI's taxonomy places the organism in Eukaryota, Metazoa, Chordata, Actinopteri, Cichliformes, Cichlidae. The record is from RefSeq and is a predicted model, not a curated record. The coding region runs from base 194 to 1123 and encodes 309 amino acids.
GCAGUUUUCUACGGGUCUCGGCUGCAGCACCAACUUUAGCCGCUGCCGCGGAGACCUGCGCCUUUAAAGGUUCCCAGAACUGUUACCAUAGAAACGCUAUACAGAGUCGUGAGUCUUCUGCAGGAAGGAGAGUAAAACUUGGAGACCGUACGGUUUACUCUGGCUGAAAUUUGAAAAAACAACACAUAAAGUCAUGUUCUCGCAGCUAACGCCUGAGGAGUCGGCUUCACGGAUGUGGACAGCAGCGGGACGCGACAGUAGCUAUGUCCUCGUAGAGCUACAAGUAUUACAGCGAGAGCAGGAAGAGCUCAAAGCUAAGUACGAGGAAAGCAAACAGGUGUUGGAGAGUUUGCAACAGCGUGAAGAGGAGUUGCACAAGAAGAUAAAGGAAAUGCAAGACCUGCAUUUAAGCUUUGACAUGUAUCACAAGGAUGAAGAAGCUAAUCGAGCAAUCGAGAAAGCAGAGCAGGAGAGACAAAGGGUGCUUCAAAAAGAGGCGGAGAUAGAGAGGCUGAAGGAGCAGUUGGCCAAACUGACUGAGGAGAAACAGGAGCUCGAGCAUCAGGUGAAGAGACACUCUGUGUACAGAGAUCUCUUGGAGCAGCUGCUCAAAAUAACUAAGUUUAAAGAUGUGGCGGCGCUCACGGAUCAUUUAGAGAGUCUCCUCCACUUCAGAUGCCAGCUCUCUGAGAGGGAGAGUAAGGCACAGGAGCAGGCUGACGAGCAGAGAAAAGCACUGCUGACACUGGAGCAACAGCACAACCUGCUGUUGCUGCAGAGGAACAACCAGCUGUCUCAGCUCCAGACCAAGCUGGAGAAAACUCACUCUGAAGGUCUAAUAUGGGAGAAGAAAUGGAAUAACAUACAGGAAACGGCUGCCAGGAAAACACUGAAGCUGGGACAGAUUAAGAUGGCAAUUUUAAAUCUGUAUGAAAUGACUGGUGGCCAGGUAGGAGGAGAGGAAGGUGUGGAUGUGAAUGACACUGAGAAACAGCUGGAGCAGGUCAAGCAGUUCUUCGAGGACCAGACGGACAUAGUGCAACAAUAUCAGCCUCACUCACAAAGGCAUAACAACGAUCAGGGAAAACAGAAAAGCAAAAAACCCACAAAUAAAGAAAUGUGAACAGAAUUAUGAAAUUAUUUGUACACUGGAUCUGUUUAAAUAUUGUUAUUACUAUUUUUUUAUCUAAAGUCUAUUUGUGUGUUUAU